Messenger RNA from Colletotrichum tamarilloi, 231 nucleotides. RefSeq lists its product as uncharacterized. The transcript has a single exon. NCBI's taxonomy places the organism in Eukaryota, Fungi, Ascomycota, Sordariomycetes, Glomerellales, Glomerellaceae. Bases 1 to 231 code for a protein of 76 amino acids. The record is from RefSeq and is a predicted model, not a curated record.
AUGCAACUCAAAUCUCUCUUCGCCCUCGCCCUCGCCGCCGCCGUCACAGCAGCAGCCGCCACCACCCCAGGCGGAACCGAGACCACCACCCUCGACAAGCGCGCCCCCACAAAGGCAGAGUGCUGCUGCUGCUACGGCGGCCCUUCCGUCGGCUGCGCCGCGGACCUCAACUGCGCGGGCUACACGCCCAGCAUCGGCGUCUGCCUCGACACGCGGUGCCCGUUCAAAUGA